Myotis davidii is the source of this 1081-nucleotide messenger RNA. It is a transcript of the gene TEX261, whose product is annotated as testis expressed 261. Gene Ontology annotation, biological process: endoplasmic reticulum to Golgi vesicle-mediated transport. NCBI's taxonomy places the organism in Eukaryota, Metazoa, Chordata, Mammalia, Chiroptera, Vespertilionidae. Gene Ontology annotation, cellular component: COPII-coated ER to Golgi transport vesicle; endoplasmic reticulum membrane; Golgi membrane. The record is from RefSeq and is a predicted model, not a curated record. Gene Ontology annotation, molecular function: COPII receptor activity.
GAGUGACCCUGGCUAAUGUUCUCUCUGCUUGCUCCUCUUCCUUCCCCCCCAGCGGCCGGACUCUAUUACCUGGCGGAACUGAUAGAAGAGUACACAGUGGCCACCAGCAGGAUCAUCAAAUACAUGAUCUGGUUCUCCACAGCUGUGCUGAUUGGCCUCUACGUUUUUGAGCGCUUCCCCACCUGCAUGAUUGGCGUGGGCCUCUUCACCAACCUCGUCUACUUUGGCCUCCUCCAGACCUUCCCCUUCAUCAUGCUGACCUCGCCUAACUUCAUCCUGUCGUGCGGACUAGUGGUGGUGAAUCACUACCUAGCAUUUCAGUUUUUUGCGGAGGAAUAUUAUCCUUUCUCAGAGGUCCUGGCCUAUUUCACUUUCUGUCUAUGGAUAAUCCCGUUUGCGUUCUUCGUGUCACUGUCGGCUGGGGAGAACGUCCUGCCCUCCACCGUGCAGCCAGGAGAUGACGUGGUCUCCAAUUACUUCACCAAAGGCAAGCGGGGCAAACGCUUAGGGAUCCUGGUUGUCUUCUCCUUCAUCAAAGAGGCCAUUCUACCCAGUCGUCAGAAGAUGUACUGACGCCCCUGGGGAGGGGAUGUUGGGGCGAGAUCAGGAGAGUCAGGCCCCUGGGCCUCUCUGUGAGCCUGGAAGGUUCCUUCCCCCAGCCCUGGCCUGACUUCCUUCAAGCCUCCCUGGAGCCUCCACCCCCACCUGCCUCGGGAUGCACAGCUGGGCUCAGAUCUGCUGCUGCGAGAGGCCGUGACCUCAGGCACCAGGGAGGGCGGCGGAGCCUGCUUGGCUGGAGGCCGUGGUCCACCUGGCUCUGCAAGCUGAGCUCCCCAUGGCCCUGCCCGCCCCUUCCGUGCUGGGUCAGGAGGCUCUGGCUCAGUCGAGGCGGGCAGGGCAGGGGCCUUGAAGCUGGAGAGCAGACAGGAAUAGGGUCUUCGGGCAGAUGGCCAUGGGGCAGGGCCAUGGCUUGGCAAUUCCCAGGAACUAGUUUUUGCUGUUGAACUGUGAUUUUUGUCCAAGUCUGAUUCCUGUUUGAAUAAAGAUUCUAGGUGGCACUUGUUGCCUUAAUACCCUGAAA